UUCGUUUCAGCCCGAGUAGAAAAAGUUGGAACACUUAAUGUUCCACUGACUUACGUAGGUUAGUGUACAAAUCUUACAGAGCUAGCUGUCAAACAACCUCAUGUCAUGUACUCUAAUAAGUUUAACUGCCUCAUGUUAGGACUGUACAGCCGUAAUCGAAGUGCUGUGUGCGGGCUGGUCCAGAGUGCACCGGGUCGGAGCGGGUUCAGCUGGACAGCGGUGUGUAAACAGCGGUCACUGAAGCUGCAGAGGAGCGCCUGUCUGGAGAGGCAGCACCAUCCCAUGCCCUGUCAAAUAAGUACUCGAUCAGCCUCCCAAACCACAGUGGACCCUGAUGAGGUGAGGAGGUUCCAGUCACUGGCCAGCAAGUGGUGGGAUGAGCAGGGAGAUUUUGCAGCUCUUCAUGCCAUGAAUGACCUGAGGGUGCCUUUCAUACGGGAUAAUCUGCUGAAUGUGCACAGAGCGCGUCAUCCUGGAAAACCACUAGCAGGACUCAGAAUACUGGAUGUUGGCUGUGGAGGAGGCCUGCUCACAGAGCCCUUAGGUCGUCUCGGAGCUAAUGUGUUGGGUAUAGAUCCAGUAGAAGACAGCAUCUACACCGCCCAGCUGCAUGCUUCCUAUGACCCGGACCUUUCUGACCGGGUCUCCUACCAGGCCUGCACCUUAGAGGAGCUCUCAUCAGAAGAGAAGGAGGAGCAGGGAGCAGACCAGUUCGAUGCUGUUGUAGCAUCAGAGGUGGUGGAACAUCUGGCCGACCUGGAAACAUUCGCCUUCUGCUGCAACCAAGCGCUGAAGCCGGGCGGCUCACUCUUCAUCACUACUAUUAAUAAAACCAACCUGUCAUACGCGCUGGGUAUUGUUGUAGCCGAGCAGCUGCUGCGGAUCGUUCCCAGCGGGACGCACGACUGGGAAAAGUUCAUCAGCCCAGUAGAGCUGGAGCGCCUCCUGGAGUCCAAUGGUUUCUCAGUGCAGUCUGUUCAAGGAAUGCUGUACAACCCAGUAUCAGGAGCCUGGAGCUGGACAAACAGCACUGCCAUCAACUACGCCCUCCAUGCUGUCAAACAUAGAGACGAUCCCCAGCCAGACCGAGCUGAGGAGAGGAGCCCCCGCCCAGAGGACCACACUGCAGCUACACACAGCUGAGCCACAAGACUGGAGAACAAGUCAGAUAAUGUGGAAAAAUGAAUAAACUCAGAUGUGUGGAGUUGGAACUUCACAGAGGCCAGAGGCUGUGAUGCAGCAUAUGUGACAGUGGUUAUUAAAGAAAAGGAACAAACAGCCUUGAGAUAGUUAGAGAUGCACUGCAGCUGCCUGUGUGCUGUCAGAGUAAGACUGCAAUACGCUGUUGGUUUUUGGUCAGCCUUUGUUUUACUCUGAGCCAGAGUGUUAUAAAUGGUUUUACUAGUGUUUGAUGAGCUGUGCAGGGCAGCUGUACAUCCUCUAAUUAUGUAAUUCAGUAGCAGAGCUGUAUAACCACACAGCUUCACAAUCUAUAAUACUCACAUUGAUUGUUUUCACUUUAUGCUGUGCUGAAUCAGCUUGGUGUUUUAGGUUGAAAAUGUGAUUUACCCUCUAUUAUAAACUGUCUGACAAGUGAAAAUUCAA
This is a messenger RNA of Lates calcarifer (barramundi perch), 1605 nucleotides long. It is a transcript of the gene coq3, whose product is annotated as coenzyme Q3 methyltransferase. Gene Ontology annotation, biological process: ubiquinone biosynthetic process. NCBI's taxonomy places the organism in Eukaryota, Metazoa, Chordata, Actinopteri, Centropomidae. The record is from RefSeq and is a predicted model, not a curated record. The transcript is spliced from 6 exons. Gene Ontology annotation, molecular function: 2-methoxy-6-polyprenyl-1,4-benzoquinol methyltransferase activity. Bases 106 to 1143 code for a protein of 345 amino acids.